Molecule: messenger RNA, 1834 nt
Organism: Ceratina calcarata
Lineage: Eukaryota; Metazoa; Arthropoda; Insecta; Hymenoptera; Apidae
Exons: 3
Coding region: 148-1551 (467 amino acids)
Source: RefSeq, a predicted model, not a curated record
UGACGGUGUAGGUACGAAGCGGGUAAAAAUUUAUAUGAAUAUCGUACACCUGUGUAGGUAGACUUUUCGAAAAACUAACGACAGUAGAAAAGCAUCGUUAGAGUUGGCGAACCAGUAAGAUUUUGAUAUUUUGUUAACCGCUACGAAAUGCACGACUUGUGUCCACUAUGUUUGAAAAAAGGCGCAAAGAAAAACAUAAAAUUGUUACAAAUUAACUUGAAAGAGGCUGUAUGGAUGUGCGAAGAGGAAAAGUGCUUAUGGCCUUUUGGAUAUGAAGAUUUAGAAUUUUCCCACAGAGUAGUAGGAGAAAUAUGGUCCUGUUAUUGGAAGGACUACAAACCAACAUCGAGAUUAAAGGAAAAUAUAGUCCCAAUAAAACCAUCAGUAUGCGAAACAUCUACAUCCGAAUCUAAAACUACAUCAGAAGAAUUGAUUACUAAUUGUACAAAACAUAUUAUAAGUAAUAGUACAAAUAUAACAAAUUCAGCAUGUGUUUCUAAUAACUUAUCUGCUUCUAUUCCUGAGAAGCUAUAUAUGACGGCAUGUAUUAAAACUGAGGAACUAAAUGACGAGGAUGAUAAUGUUUUAAAUAACACAAUUACUAUUAACAAUCCAGACUUAAAUGAUAGUAAUGAAGAAGAUAUAAAAAUUAAAACUGAAGUUACAGAUCUGUGGAACGUAGGUACCGAAAGCAAAGAUGAUGUAGCCUUAAUAAAAGUUAAAAAUGAAAGAAGAACUCCGAAAAUAACAAGUAUAAAAAAGACCAAUAUUAAUGUUUCUAAUGUGAAGAUAAAAAACGAAAUUUCUAUUCAUCAAGAUUCAAGUCAGACGUUAUUAAAAGCUAAGAAGCCUGUGAAUGUUGAAGGAUCUGAAUUAAUAGAGUCUAGAAAACUGUCGUACUCUGAGCACAUUAAAAGAAAUGACAUGGUAUCAAAGUCUAAUUUAAGUGUAACCAAGAUGGAAAUAGAUGGUUUGCCACCUAUAACAUUGGCUUAUGAAAUGCCAGAGUUCACUACUAUUCCUGAAACCAUAUCUAAUCUGAAACUAUGUCAUAAAACUAACGAUACAAAGCCAAUUAGUUCAGAAACAAAAAGCACAUUCGUAAAACGGGAUUUAAAUUCCGGUAAACACUAUGAAAAGUUCAGUUUUAAUGCUAUUAAAAAGAAGAUAGAAUCGAGUAAUGGCAAUGGUAAUACCAAUAGCAAUAAUUCUUCGAGUAUAAAGACAAAUGUAAGAAUUCGAGAAACAGAAUAUUAUUUAACUAAUGAUACUGAAAAGAAAGAUAAUAGUAACAAUUCUAAUUUGAACAUUGCGAGUAACGAUAAUAAACGAGCAACUGAAAAUGUGGAUACAAAUGCGGAUACCACGUGCACAUCAAAUCAGCUAUCUAAUUCUAUGAUUUGUUUGCCAAGUCAAGAAAAUGUAGCACCUGUUACUGAAGUUGCAAACACUAGCGCAAAUAUAGAUGCUUUUCUGGAAGACUUUUUAGCUAAUGAUCACAGUGCUUCUGAAGAUAUAAAUGAUGACUGGUUAACUUCUCUGUUAAUCUAAGCUUGAAAAACAUAUUCAUAUAUAAUAACACAUGUUUUCAUAUUAUUUUAAUUGACGAUUAUUAAAAACUCAUAUUACAUUUUGCAAAAUCAUUGCUAUAAAAAUUCUAAUAUAACGUUAUAGUAGCUUUACUAUAAAAUGUAUUGUAUAUAAAUUCUUCAAAUUUCGUAUUACACAUUUGACAUCAAUUUACAAUCGAUAUACAUGAUUAUUAUUAUGUAUUUUACACACAUGGAUUAUACAGAAGCAUCAUUUUAUUUCGCAGUACACUGUCUAUUUAAAU